This is a messenger RNA of Puma concolor (puma), 1897 nucleotides long. RefSeq names its product acyl-CoA dehydrogenase short/branched chain (gene ACADSB). Lineage: Eukaryota; Metazoa; Chordata; Mammalia; Carnivora; Felidae. Gene Ontology annotation, cellular component: mitochondrion. The record is from RefSeq and is a predicted model, not a curated record. Gene Ontology annotation, molecular function: acyl-CoA dehydrogenase activity; flavin adenine dinucleotide binding.
AGCGCUGGCCCUGGGCCCGGAGGCGCUGAGAAAGGACUUCGCUGGAUUGGCACAGUCGCAGCUCCUGCAACACUCAUGGAGGGAGCGGCGGUUCGGCUGCUGCGCGGAAGCGCGCUGCUAAGAAGACAUGUCCCAACUUGCCUGUCUUCUUGGAAAACUCCUCCCCGUGUCCUGAAAUCUUCCCAGUCAGCAGCUCUGCUCGGUGUAACGGAUCAUGGGCCAUCCUGCGCCCCUCUGCAGAUGUUUACAGAGGAGGAGAUGAUGAUUAAGAACACGGUUAAAAAAUUUGCCCAGGAACAGAUUGCUCCUCUGGUUUCAACGAUGGAUGAAAAUUCAAAAAUGGAGGAAUCAGUAAUACAAGGAUUAUUUCAGCAAGGGUUGAUGGGUAUUGAAAUUGAAACAAAAUAUGGAGGAACAGGAGCUUCCUUUUUUUCCUCUAUCCUAGCGAUAGAGGAAUUAGCCAAAGUUGAUGCAUCUGUGGCUUUGGUGUGUGACCUCCAGAACACCGUCAUUAACAAUCUGAUUAGAAAACAUGGAACAGAAGAACAAAAGGCUACCUAUUUGACCGAGCUUGCGACAGAGAAAAUAGGAAGUUUCUGCCUUUCAGAGGCUGGAGCAGGUAGCGAUGCAUUUGCUUUGAAGACCAGAGCUGAUAAAAAGGGAAAUUAUUAUGUCAUCAAUGGGUCAAAGAUGUGGAUCACCAAUGCUGAGUAUGCGGGGCUCUUCCUGGUGAUGGCAAACAUAAAUUCUGACCUUGGGUAUAAAGGAAUUACCUGCUUCUUAGUAGAUCGCGAUACUGAAGGCCUUCACGUAGGGAAAGCAGAAAACAAAAUGGGGUUGAGAGCUUCUUCCACCUGCCCAUUAACGUUUGAAAACGUCAAGGUUCCAGAAACCAACAUCCUGGGACAAAUUGGACACGGCUAUAAGUAUGCCAUAGGGAGUCUUAAUGAAGGCAGAAUAGGAAUUGCUGCACAGAUGCUGGGAUUGGCUCAAGGCUGCUUUGACCACACUAUCCCAUAUAUGAAGGAAAGGAUACAAUUUGGCAAAAGGAUAUUCGAUUUUCAGGGGCUCCAACACCAAGUGGCUCAGGUGGCCACCCAGCUGGAGGCUGCAAGAUUGCUAAUAUACAACACUGCUAGGCUUUUAGAAGGUGGAAAGUCAUUCAUAAAAGAAGCAUCCAUGGCCAAAUACUAUGCAUCAGAGAUUGCAGGCCUCACAACCAGUAAGUGUAUCGAGUGGAUGGGAGGAGUCGGCUACACCAAAGAUUUCCCUGUGGAAAAAUACUUCCGAGAUGCAAAAGUUGGCACAAUAUACGAAGGAGCUUCAAAUAUCCAGCUCAACACCAUCGCAAAGUGCAUUGACACAGAAUACUGACGUCCACAGGGACGGGCCUCUCCCCCUUGUCUUGUCGCUGGCAUAAAAGUCUAAACUAUCGUGCCUUUUUGUGGAAGUAAACCUCCAUGGCAUUGAAGUAUUCUGUUCAAGGCCUUAGUCAUGAUUCUUGGGAUUGAUCUUUUGUGUUUUAUCUUUCCAGUCUGCAUAAAUUAGGCACCGGGAAAUCAUUUUUCAAAUUUGGGAAGAAGGGCAUCUGUGUUUUCUCCAAAACUGUUGUUAAAGUUGUACACGUGUAAAUCACUUCAGCUUCAGGACAGACAGACGUUUCACUCUGUCAGCAUUUGGAGAAAUGCAUGUGAAGUAUUACGUACAGACAUGACUGCUUUAUAUUCCUGUUAAAUCUUUAUUUUUUGGAUCAGAGAAACAUUUGUUAUAAUUGGCAAUUCUAUUGAUCGAUUCAAUUCUAAGUUACUAGCCUAGGUAGGAACUGAAAAUGUAUUUAGAAAAAUCUAAAAAAAAAGUUUUAAAAAAAUGUUUAUUUUGAAGGAAAAAGAGAGAGAGA